AUGUCGAGUUACGGCAGCAUGUCACCGUCAGACGAAGGCUUCGAUAGAUACGAGCCACCUUUCUACUGCCAGCCUACACAUCAAGGUAGCCCUAUGGACGGCGGCGUGUACUGGGCUAACUCUAAUGGAGAAAGUCACGAGUAUGACACCCAGGAUGUUUACCAUGACACUAAUAAUUAUAUCGGCAGAGGAUAUGGUUACGAGGAUAUGCAGAUAGCAGGGAAUGAGCCCUACGAUACCUAUCAUCAUAAUGUGAUGCAUCACGGCUUUGCACCUAAUAACCCUGGUUUGGAAUGUGAAAUGCAAUCCCUUCCUCUCCGCUACGAACGACCGACUCCCUCUUCUUUCGUAAGAGUUGUCAAGAGAAGGACAACAGCGAAUAAGAAAGAGAGGAGACGAACGCAGAGCAUUAACACUGCAUUCACCGAUCUCAGAGAAUGUAUACCAAAUGUUCCGCCUGAUACGAAACUGUCUAAGAAGAAUGAAAAAAUACGAACUAUACCUAAGUUUGCGAUGGUGAAAAUCCCAAAAACAACAGAGAGUAUCUUUUUAGAAUAG
Messenger RNA from Papilio polytes (common Mormon), 558 nucleotides. RefSeq lists its product as uncharacterized. Lineage: Eukaryota; Metazoa; Arthropoda; Insecta; Lepidoptera; Papilionidae. Gene Ontology annotation, biological process: developmental process; regulation of transcription by RNA polymerase II. The record is from RefSeq and is a predicted model, not a curated record. The transcript has 5 exons. Bases 1 to 558 code for a protein of 185 amino acids. Gene Ontology annotation, molecular function: DNA-binding transcription factor activity, RNA polymerase II-specific; RNA polymerase II transcription regulatory region sequence-specific DNA binding; protein dimerization activity.